UUUUUUUUUUUUCAUUCGCAGUGUGGGUCCCACCCUGUACACACAGCUGGGUCAUUAUUAAAUCUUCCUCAACCAGCAACUUCAGCUUCCUCGUUCCCCUUCAUUACCCUCGUAACUCGUAACGGCUUCAUACCGCUUUUUUUACUUUUUCUUCUCUCAAGCGUCUUUCCUUCUUCCAACCUUUGCUUCACUCCUUCACUCUCUCACCCAUGGAUGAAGCUGAGUUUGACGCCGCGUUUGGCUUCCCGUCCGAGUUUCCCUACGAGUUUCACUCGCCCGGGGGCGAACCGGUCGAGUCCGGUUCGACCGGGACUGAGAGCAGCGACGAGGAGGACUUCUUCGCCGGGUUGACUCGCCGACUCAGUCAUGCAUCGCUCUAUGACACCAAGAAGGAACAACUGCUCACUGUUCCAAUCUGCAACGGUGACAAGGCUGAGAGUCAGAAAAUGAAGGCUCGGGGUUUGGCUGGGUCGCCUCAGUCUAUACUGAGUGGUAUCGGAAGCUGGUCUGGUCGGAGUGGCGGUUCCGGCGACGGGAGUCCGAACGGGUCUUCUCGUGUUCCGUCGCCAACGACGACGCCGUUUAAGGCGACGAAUGAUGCGUGGGAUGUGCUGUACGCAGCCGCAGGGCAAGUUGCGAGGUUGAGGAUGAACGAUGAAGUCUCUUCGAAGUUUGAGUUUCAGAACGGGGGAGUUUUUGGGGGUGUUUCUCCGGCAGUGGUGGCGGAGAAUGCGUUUUUCGUGAACCAUGGCGGUCCACAGGCUCGGUACCCGCAGGUGAGACCGGAGCAGAUGCUGAAGCAGCAGUGUGGUUCGGUUUGGGGAAGGCAAGAGAAGGUUGCCUGGGUGACCCAGCAGCACCAGCCACAAGUUCAGAACAGAGUCCGUGAUUUGCGUGAGUUUGGGUAUGACUAUGAAGCUAUGAACUGCACACGCGCUUUGCCUCAUUCUGCAUGGCACCGUCCUCUUCAAGUGAAGCCACAGAAUCAGCCGGUGUCGCAUUUCGGAACCGGGUCUCGACCCGGUUUGCAAGCUGGAUCUGGCGGUGUUAACAAAAGGGGUUGUGCUGGAACAGGGGUUUUCCUGCCUCGUCAGUAUGGGGCCCCUCCCCCUGAAUCUCGCAAGAAAACAGGUUGUGCUGCUCCGGUUUUGGUCCCAGCUAAGGUUAUCCAUGCUUUGAACCUCAACAUUGAUGACAUCAAUGCCGCUAGCCAACAACGUUUUUCUGGUGCAUUCGGGGCGGACUAUGAUGCUUUGUUAGCAAAGAGAAACGCUCUGAUUCUGCAACAGAAGUUCAACAUGCGGCGAGAGGAUGCAGCCAACCAUGAACUUCGCUUGCCUCAGGAAUGGACGUACUGACUAAUCUGAUAGUUCAAACAAAGAUUCAAUUUCCAAAAGUUUAAUUCGGCGAAGAAAGCAAGCUAGUGAAAAAUUCGUAGGGAAGUUUAUUAGUUUAAAUUUUAUAAUAUAAAGAUGAGAUUCAAGAAUGUGUUUUGGGUAGUUUAGUGGCAAUAAACAUCCGGUUUUUGUGAGAGAUGCAGCUUUGGGAUCUGUUAGUUGAAGAAACAGUGAAAGAUAGCAGUUUUAGGGGACGGGUUUUAUCUCUGAUUAAGAAUAUAUUUAUUAUUUUGUAAUAAGUGGGGUUGUUUUUCUUCCAUGUUAAAAUUAAUGUUGUGGAAGAAGGGUAAAGAGCUUGGUGCGUUAGAAGAGGGUUCAUGUCUAGCUGGCAGAAAAAGUGUUGGAAGAUUGCCCAUAACUCUUUGUGAAAGCUCUUACUCCUUAUAGAAUAGUAUGUAAUAAGGUAUACUAUAUGUAGUAAAGGCAACUGUUGUGUAAUUCCAUUAUCCUCCAUAUCUCUAUCAUCCUCCUGUUCAGAGUUUGCAUUUUAA
Molecule: messenger RNA, 1888 nt
Organism: Vigna unguiculata (cowpea)
Lineage: Eukaryota; Viridiplantae; Streptophyta; Magnoliopsida; Fabales; Fabaceae
Source: RefSeq, a predicted model, not a curated record